Phytomonas sp. EM1 is the source of this 1800-nucleotide messenger RNA. NCBI's taxonomy places the organism in Eukaryota, Euglenozoa, Kinetoplastea, Trypanosomatida, Trypanosomatidae. The record is from the annotation of a GenBank genome assembly.
AUGUCGCAAGCUGCUGAUGUGCAAUACCCUGAAGAGGGUUCCGCCGUCGCGAAUGCGCCGGAGGUGUCCGACGUCACGCUUGAGGCCGCUCGCAAGCAGAAGAUUCACAACCUCAAGCUUAAGACCGCCUGCCUGUCAAACGAGGAGUUCAUCCAGGACCUACACGUCUCGGACUGGAGCGAGACGCAAAAGCAGAAGCUCGCGGCAGCCCAUGAAAAGGCACAGGAGCUCCUGAAGACGGUCGAGAGCAGCUCCAAGUGGGCUCUCACGGAGGCGUACGACAUCCAGAAGCUGAUGCGUGUGUGCGGGCUGGAGAUGUCAGUGCGCGAGCUCUACAAGCCGGAGGACAAGCCACAGUACCUAGAGAUCGUGGCGCUCAAGAAGACGCUGGGUGAGCUGAAGGAGCACCCGAAUAAGACCCGCACCGUGUCCUUCACAGGUACGAUUGACAACAGCAUCCAGAAGUUGGAGAAGGCGGAGGAGGAGCUCCGCAGGUCGCAGCUAGACGCGAGCGACAUGGCGCAGGUCCCCGUACCUGUCGUGAAGAGCCUGGAGGACUGCAUGAACGUGACGGUGGUGCAGCACGCGCUGCAGGGUAACGAGGAGCAGAUCAAGGCGCAGCUCGAGGCCAUUGCGAAGGCAAAGGAGAUUCGCAACGUGGCCAUCGCCGACGGUGAGAUGGCGAUCGCUGAGGAGCAGUACUACAUCAAGGCGCAGCUUCUGGAGCAUCUCGUGGAGCUUGUGACUGACAAGUUCCGUAUCAUUGGGCAGACCGAGGACGAGAACAAGGAGUUCGGAAACAUCCAGGACGUUCAGAAGCGCGCCUUCCAGGAGGCUGCCGCCAUCAAGGACGCGAAGCGCCGCAUGAAGAACCACUGUGAAGAUGACCUUAAGAGGCUGCACGAUGCGAUCCAGAAGGCCGACCUUGAGGAUGCUGAGGCCAUGCAGCGCUUCGCAACUCAAAAGGAAAAGAGCGAACGCUUCAUCGAGGACAACCUUGAAAAGCAGAACGACACCUGGCGCAAGAUUCAGGAAAUGGAGCGUGCGCUGCAGCGCCUGGGCACCGAACGAUUCGAGGAAGUAAAGCGGCGUAUCGAGGAAAACGACCGAGAGGAGAAGCGGCGCGUGGAAUACCAGCAAUUUCUCGACGUGUGCGGUCAGCACAAGAAGCUCCUGGAGCUGUCCGUGUACAACUGCGACCUCGCGAUGCGGUGCACAGGCAUGGUGGAGGAGAUGGUCGCGGAAAGCUGCAGCGCGAUCAAGUCCCGCCACAACAAGACCACGGAGGAGCUCGGUGAGCUGAGGCUGCAGGUGCACCAGGAAUACCUGGAGGCGUUCCGCCGCCUGUACAAGACGCUCGGUCAGCUUGUGUACAAGAAGGAGAAGCGUCUCGAGGAGGUCGACCGCAACAUCCGCACAACGCACAUCCAGCUUGAGUUCGCCAUUGAGACAUUCGAUCCGAACGCGAAGAAACACUCGGAGACCAAGAAGGAGCUGUAUAAGCUGCGCGCGCAGGUGGAGGAGGAGCUCGAGAUGCUGAAGGAUAAGAUGACGCAGUCACUGGAGAUGUUCGGACCGACCGAGGACGCGCUCCACCAGGCCGGCAUCGAGUUCGUGCAUCCCGCCGAGGAGGUCGAGGACGGCAACCUGAUGCGCCGUAGCAAGAUGGUUGAAUACCGUGCUCAUCUAGCCAAGCAGGAGGAGGUGAAGAUCGCCGCCGAGCGCGAGGAACUGAAGCGCGCCAAGGUCCUGCAGAGCCAACAGUACCGCGGCAAAACGGUGCAGCAGAUCACUGAGUAA